Messenger RNA from Thermochaetoides thermophila DSM 1495, 957 nucleotides. RefSeq lists its product as uncharacterized. The record is from RefSeq and is a predicted model, not a curated record. NCBI's taxonomy places the organism in Eukaryota, Fungi, Ascomycota, Sordariomycetes, Sordariales, Chaetomiaceae. The transcript has 3 exons. The coding region runs from base 1 to 957 and encodes 318 amino acids. Gene Ontology annotation, molecular function: NADH dehydrogenase activity.
AUGAGGCGGCGUCAAUUAUCACUGCAAGCGGGUCCAUUUGCCGAGCCAAAGGCCAAUCAGGCCAGGAAGAGCAGCAGCAACGGCGAAAGGAGCUCAACGACAAGUCAAGAUCACGACCCGGUGCGGCCCGGAAUUGACGCUGCCAUUGCUCGAUCGCUCGACACAACCGCAGCCAUGGCGAGCAAGCUGACCCCAUUACUCAUGCGCACCGUCGCCCGGAUGGGGAGCCGGGCGAUGUGGGCAAUGGUCCCCGCCCCAGCGCGCACAUUGUCGACGUCGGCGAUGAGGCACAGCGACACCCUCAUGGUGCACCGAAAUACUCCCGAGAACAACCCCGACAUCCCUUUCAAGUUCACUCCCGAGAAUGAGAAGAUCAUCGAGCAAAUCCUCAAGCGCUACCCUCCCCAGUACAAGAAGGCAGCCGUCAUGCCCCUGCUCGACCUCGGCCAGCGUCAACACGGCUUCUGCAGCAUCAGCGUCAUGAACGAGGUGGCGCGCAUCCUCGAGAUGCCCCCGAUGCGUGUCUACGAGGUCGCCUCUUUCUACACCAUGUACAACCGUACACCCGUGGGCAAGUUCCACGUCCAGGCCUGCACAACGACGCCCUGCCAGCUGGGUGGCUGCGGCAGCGACGCCAUCGUAAAGGCCAUCAAGGAACACCUUGGCAUCAACCAGGGUGAGACCACGCCCGACGGUCUCUUUACCUUCAUUGAGGUCGAGUGCCUCGGCGCGUGCGUUAAUGCACCUAUGGUCCAGAUUAAUGAUGACUAUUAUGAGGAUUUGACUCCCGAGACGAUCAAGCAGGUCUUGACGGCUCUCAAGGAGAGCGUCAACGAUGUAAGCAAGGCCCCCAAGCCUGGGCCUCAGAGCGGAAGGCAGUCAUGCGAGAAUAGUGCUGGCCUGACCAGCCUGACGAGCGAGCCAUGGGGUCCGGAAAAGACCAGGCCUGAUUUGUAA